UUGCACCUCUGCACCUCACUAUUGGACAGUAUAGUUCAAGUUCAGCCCAUUUUACAUAGAUGCAAUCGCUCUCACAUAUGCACACACCGAAAAUCUCUAUAUUUGCACUGGUCAGUCUGAGUUUAACUAUUUGUGUAAAUCAUAACAUAUUUUCACAUUUUUUACUGAUUAUAUAAGAAAUGUUCAAUUUAACAUUGUUAGUGAGCACACAUAAUAUUUUAUCAUUGCAAAAUUAAAACAAACUGGGAAUAAGAUAAGAGAUGAAAGAGCCUCACUGUGUAGUUCAUACAGAUGUGAAAAUCUGUUCCAUCAUGAUUUAGAAAUCAGCUUUAUUCCUUUUUUGUCAACAUGUGAUGGACUUAUUUUAUUCAGUUUCUGAGAAGGCCUCUCCACACUUUAAGAAUUUUUAAAGAUGAUUAAUUGAGUCCAUCAUCCACGUUCUAAAAGUUGAGGGGAAAUUCUCAUUCCGCAUUAAUGUUAGCCUCCCAUGCUUCAACGAAGAUCCAAAGCUUUAUUGUGCAGAAGGAAAGUCUCACUAUACUGCCCACUCACCACAUGUAAUCUGGUUUAAAAAUGCAUGAGGCAAAAAAGGUAACAUGCAAAAUGCAGUAACUAAUUUUCAUUACUUAAAAUAUUGUAAAAAAAUAGUUCUUGUGUUACAUUCUAUUAUUGGGUUAUUUUCUAAUUUUCUUUGUAGGUUAACAGUGAUUUAAUUUGUUUGUUUCGGCUUUGGGAGUCAGCCAGGAAGAACUGUAGGCUUUCAUUCGUCACAGGGACUGGUUUUGGACCAGCAUGCACUGGGGUAGACCUAUGGUUUUAUUUAUUGUAUUACUGCUUGCCUAGCUGGAUAAAUAAACUGUUUUUAGGACAUUUGACUUAUUUUGUGUGUAUAAAAUAUCACCAUGAUGCAGCAGCGGCUUGAGGAUUUCAUAAAUGAAUGAAAGUUUGAUCAGACAAACAAGGAAUUGUCAUGUCGCAAUCAGGAAAAAAAAGUAAUAUUCUUUGUUUUGGGACCACAAUGUGUUGUCUGAAGUUAAAUUAAAUACAGCAGUUGUUGAAUGAGGAUGGAUGGUUUUAAAAUAAUCCAGGCUGACCAGAAUCAACAGCAACUUUAAGCUGGAAAAUCUUAAAGUAUGUUUGCAGAUUGUGUUACUUUUAUGUUAAUGUAAUUUUACUUAGUUUCAUGUGUAAAAGGAAAUUGGUUUAUUGCAUUUGUGCAGGAUUUUUUUUUUCUCUUUCCAGUUUUAGUCCUUUGGCUUCUUGUCAGAAAUUGCAUAACAUGGUGGGAUCUGAGUCCCUGGGCUCUGUUGGGUCCCCGGCAGGGCUAAUCGCCCCUGGGUUCGUUGGGCUUCGGGCUCGGCCUGCUUGGGGUGGGAGGCUGCGGGCGGGCCGCUGUUAUCUCCCUGGACUCUGCCAGCUGCUGGUUGUGGCACCCUGGGGCAAUCCUCUGCGCCUCUCGAGAGGGAGCUGGGGCUUUUCUGGUUACAGUCUGCCUGGGGCCCCUGCGCUCUGGGGCAACUCCUGGAUCUCUGGGGCUUUGGGCUCCCUCCAUCUCCUACACAUCUUUGGGGGCAGAUCUGUGGCCCCUCACACUCUAUUGGACGCUCCUAUAGAGAAACCUUACAUAUACAAGCGCGUGUACACACACAGGUGCUCACAUGGUGCUCUCAUAAGUAUGGACUUGGGCACGUUCAACACAUGUCUUAAGGCUGUGGUUGGCACUAAAUGCACUGUGAGUUAUCGAUUGUUCAGUAAAGCAAUGUUGAUUUUAUAUUUGGAAAGACGUCUCAGCUGAUAAAAACAUGAUUUAACCAUGUGAUUGACGUGAGGGUCCAUUUUUAGAGCCACAUCCAUUUUAAUUCCAAGAUUAACAAUUGUUUGACUAAUUUUAAAAGGAAGAGCAGAAAAAUCAGGAGCGGAGGAAGACGAGCCAUUAGGAGUAAAAACAAUAAACUCGGUCUUAAAAUCAUUCAGCAGCAGAAAAUUUGCUGUUGCUGACAGCCAGUCUUUAACCUCACUCAGGCAAUCAAGGAGCGGCUGGAUGGAGGUAAAAGUCUUCAAUGGAACAUAAAUCUGGCAGUCGCCCGCAUAAAGAUGAAAGUUAAUGUUAAACCUCCUAAAGAUUAGUCCCAGUGGAAGAAUAUAAAUGCUAAAUAAAAGGGGGCCAAGGAUAGAACCCUGUGGCACGCCCCAAGGAAGAGCAGCAGAGGGAGAUGAACAGUCGUCCAUUCUAACUCUAAUAGACCUGUUGUCAAAGUAGGAGCAGAACCAGUCAAGCGCAGAUCCCUUAAUGCCGACCAAAUUCUCAAGGUGGGACAAUAAAAUGUCAUGGUCAUGGCGUUUAUUGAGAAGGUAAAACUAAUCUAUUAGAGAGACUCAUUUAAUGCUAAGCCAGAUAUUAUGUAUUAUAAUCAUGAUGAUUAUGGCUUACAGUUUACAAAAUCCCCAAAUUCAAAAUCUCAGAAAAUAAGAAUAUUGCAUAAAAUCAAUAAAACAAGGAUUUUAAAUGGAGAAACGUCGGGCCUGUGAAAGCAUAUAUUCAUGUACUUAGUACUUGGUUUGAGUCUCUUGCUUUAACUAAAUGAACUUUUACAUGAUAUUCCUAUUUUUCUUACUUCAUCUGUCCUGAAAUGGCGUCAUUACUUCGUUUGUCAGCCCACAUAUCUGGAACCAAAUCUUUUACAUAACUUUCUUAAACUCAAAGGUUUAUUUUAAAGCUAAUAGUUUCUAGUUCAGUGAUCAGCAGCUUUUUACCAAUAAGAAAAGACACAGCUUUAGAGCUAAGAGCUGCCAGGGGUAAACAAGUGCAAUUCUUUAAAAAUCACCAAUGCACCCCGUAAAAUAUAAGAAACUAAAAUGUUGAAAUAAUAACAGAUGUGGUCAGACUCCUGAAAACAAUCUGUUAAAUAAAUAAACUUAUUCCCUUACAGUGGUUUCAUUACCUCCUGUCAUGUGACCACAUCCUGUGACUUCCUGUUCUGCAUGUCAUCAGCCAUACAUCUGCAGAAAACACACAGUCUCUAAAUAGACUUCAGACUGAGUUUUAUAUCAAUCAUAGCUGGCGUCCCUCAGCUUCACUAGUCUCCCAGCAUGGCCUCUCUGUGCUUCCACGCCACUGUUGUGAUGUUGUGUGUCACCGCGUGCAGAACUGAGAUUUCCUGCAGAAAUGAAGCUGGCGAAGCUGUUGAUUGGUGAGUUGGCAUCAGCAUAAAAUAUAAGACAGCUGUAGUUUUUGUUAAAUAUAUAUUUUAAUCUAUUAUUCUGCUUUGCUUUUGAGGUUUAUGAUCUACAAACUUCCCAAGAAUGGGAUUGGUAAGGUUGGCAGUGGAGUGGAGUAUCUGUACCUGGACUCAUCAGUGGGGAGCUGGCAGACGAUCCAACAGCUCAGUCUACGCCCUCUACAACGAUGCACCACCGCUCCUGAAGUACACCCAGGAAUAUGGACACACCAAAGAGUCCCUGCUAACAUAUGAUCGAGACUUACUGUUGUCGAUCAGGUCCGCGAUGAUCAACCUCCAGAACUCCGAUACCGGACCCGCUUUCCCACCGCCUCUGGAACCUGGCGUUAACCCAGGUCUCGGCCCUCUGUUACCUGUCGGCCUGCCGCUGCCCAGGAGGCCAUGGAAGAGGAAACGUGGGAAGAGAGCCGGCUUCUUCGUUCAGCUUCGAAAGAUCCUGAGAGGCGAAGCUCUUCCCGAUCGCUGCUCCGCGGCUGUGUUGUGGCGGAUCCAACAGAAACUUAACGGAGUUGGGCUGAUCUCGCUGCUAAAUGGAGCCCCUGAUGUGGGACGCUACCUGAAGGCGUGGGAGACAAAGAACCACCGCGGGCGUAGCGUGGAGUCGCUACGUAGCUUAGCCUGCCAGCCGCCCACCAUUAUCGAGCCCGCGGCACACACACCGCCAGAUUCCUCCGCGAAAAUGAUGUUAACGCUUGCUCCAUCGCCAACAAGUCUCACAUCCUCAACGAUCUGUUCCGGACCAAAAAAUUUAACUUUUUGUGGAUUUCUGAGUCAUGGCAGCGCGAAAAUGACGUCACUCAUCUCUGUGAGCUCUGUCCUCAAGACUGCUCUUUCUUCUCUGCUCCACGAACCACAGGUCGCGGUGGAGGAACAGCUGUUAUCUUUAAGAAACACUUUUCGUGCCAAAUUAUAUCCUCAAACUCCUACAGCUCAUUCGAGAUGAUCAUGAUUAAAAUUGGUCGAGUUCAACCAGUUUAUGGAAUUCUGGUCUAUCGCCCACCUGGAUCUACUUCAUCCUUCCUGUCUGACUUUCAGUAUCUCCUAUCUUCAACUAUUAAACUAGACAGGAUAAUCAUUGUUGGAGAUUUCAACAUCCAUGCUGAGGAUCUAUCUAACAGCUCCACUAGGGAGUUCCUAAACAUGAUGAACUCUAUUAAUUUCUCUCAACACGUGUCUGGUCCCACUCACAGAGCAGGCCACACCCUGGAUCUGGUCUUUUCCUACAGACUUCUUGUUGAUAAGCUGCAGAUAAAUGAUGUUGUGUUCAGUGACCAUAAGUCAGUUUCUUUUCAUAUUAACCUAAAUUCUGAAUCUCUUUUACCAGACUCUGCUAAGCAAAGACGUAUUAUCAACAGUUCUACCAUUUUAAAUUUCUCCUCCCUCUUUGACUUUGUAUCUCCUUCCUCUGAUGACGUAGAGCUCCUUACCAACUCAUUUAAUGAUCACUGCCUCAAAAUUCUAGAUCAGGUCGCCCCUUACAAAACCAGCCGCAGUUCCAGUGCCUCCAGUUCACCCUGGCUGAACAACCAGAUUCUUGAUCUUAGACGCUCCUAUAGAAAAGCGGAACGACGGUGGAAGAGUACAGGUCUGGUUGUUCAUCGCGAAUAUUUUAAAGAACUUCUCGAGUCAUACAACGAAGCUGUAGAAAAUGCCAGGUCUUCUUUCUUCAGCAACCUCAUAUGUCAAAAAAGAAUAAUCCCAAGGUUUUGUUUGAUACCAUCUCCAGAAUCGUGUCUUCUCCUCCGCAGCAGGCUCAGCUAUCUUCAGCUGAUGAUUGUAACACCUUUCUCCACUUCUUUGCAAACAAGGUGUUGAAUCUGAGAUCCAGCAUUCCCCCCCCC
Molecule: messenger RNA, 5080 nt
Organism: Nothobranchius furzeri (turquoise killifish)
Lineage: Eukaryota; Metazoa; Chordata; Actinopteri; Cyprinodontiformes; Nothobranchiidae
Source: RefSeq, a predicted model, not a curated record